AUGGGAAUCUGGAAUCUGCAUGAGGAAGACAUGCGGAAUUUCUACUUUGCUCUUCGUGUUCCGAAACGGGUUAAAAAACCGUGGAAACUAGUUCAUAAAACAGCCGUAGCGGUCUACAAUUCGCAAUCAGUUAAACAGUUCUACAUGUUGAGGCCUUAUAUUUUCAUUCUUGGAUCAUGGCGUCACGACUUUAUUCUCAACCUCCACUUAAUUAUCCCCCCCCCCUUCGGUCCCGACCCCCUGGCGGAUCUUCCUGUCUUUUUCCUUCUUCAGAUGCUUACUCUCGGUGGAAACCACCAAUUUUGUGGUCGGCUUCAAAUGAAGCUUAGCAAUGUGUCCAGGCGAAUUUAA
Molecule: messenger RNA, 351 nt
Organism: Rodentolepis nana
Lineage: Eukaryota; Metazoa; Platyhelminthes; Cestoda; Cyclophyllidea; Hymenolepididae
Source: the annotation of a GenBank genome assembly